Messenger RNA from Egretta garzetta (little egret), 616 nucleotides. RefSeq names its product DNA-directed RNA polymerase II subunit RPB1-like. Bases 197 to 616 code for a protein of 139 amino acids. The record is from RefSeq and is a predicted model, not a curated record. Gene Ontology annotation, cellular component: RNA polymerase II, core complex. The transcript is spliced from 4 exons. Gene Ontology annotation, biological process: DNA-templated transcription. Gene Ontology annotation, molecular function: DNA binding. Lineage: Eukaryota; Metazoa; Chordata; Aves; Pelecaniformes; Ardeidae.
CGGUGACAUCACAAUGGGGGGCUCGGGGGGGUGACAGGUCAUCGAGAAGGCCCACAACAAUGAACUGGAGCCCACCCCGGGGAACACCCUGCGCCAGACCUUUGAGAACCAGGUCAACCGCAUCCUCAACGACGCCCGAGACAAAACGGGUUCUUCCGCCCAAAAAUCCCUCUCGGAAUACAACAACUUCAAAUCCAUGGUGGUGUCGGGCGCCAAAGGCUCCAAAAUCAACAUCUCCCAGGUGAUCGCGGUGGUGGGACAGCAGAACGUGGAGGGCAAACGCAUCCCCUUCGGCUUCAAACACCGCACCUUGCCCCACUUCAUCAAAGACGAUUACGGCCCCGAAAGUCGAGGUUUCGUCGAAAAUUCCUACUUGGCCGGGCUCACCCCCACCGAGUUCUUCUUCCACGCCAUGGGGGGGCGCGAGGGCCUCAUCGACACCGCUGUCAAGACAGCCGAGACCGGGGUGAAGGAGCUGAGCCGCAAGUUGGUGAUCGUCAACGGGGACGACCCCUUGAGCCGGCAGGCGCAGGAGAACGCCACCCUCCUCUUCAACAUCCACCUGCGCUCCACCCUCUGCAGCCGCCGCAUGGUGGAGGAGUUCCGGCCAUCGUGA